AUGUUCGUACUACGGCGGCAGACUCAGGCGUUGGCGCUGCGCGCACCAACAGCCAACCCAGUGACCGCACUCCAGCCUCUACGAACAGCGAACGCCGCCUUCAUCUCUUCAUCGUCGAACAAGAAGGCAGACCCGCAUGCCGGCCCUACUACCGCCGUCCGAGCAGUCGGUCCAUCAAAUGUUAAGGGCAACCCAGGCGCGCCUUCACCGAUGAAGAAGGUCACAGAGGGCAUGGAAGUGCCAUUGGCAAGUCAGGAAGGAAACAAGGGUGUCGUACAAUAUGCGCUCACGACUCUGGACUCGAUCGCCAACUGGGCACGACAAGGCUCCCUCUGGCCCAUGACCUUCGGUCUCGCCUGCUGCGCCGUCGAGAUGAUGCACCUUUCCACCCCACGAUACGACCAAGAUCGACUUGGUAUAAUUUUCCGUGCCUCGCCACGUCAAUCCGAUGUCAUGAUCGUCGCCGGCACACUUACCAACAAGAUGGCACCCGCACUGCGACAAGUCUACGAUCAGAUGCCAGAUCCCCGUUGGGUCAUUUCCAUGGGCUCGUGCGCGAACGGUGGAGGAUACUACCACUACAGCUACAGCGUGACAAGAGGGUGUGACCGAAUUGUGCCAGUGGAUAUCUAUGUGCCGGGCUGUCCGCCGACGAGUGAGGCGCUUAUGUACGGUAUCUUCCAGCUUCAGAAGAAGAUGAGGCAUACCAAGAUUACGAGGAUGUGGUACAGAAAGUAA
Messenger RNA from Fulvia fulva, 738 nucleotides. Its product is annotated as NADH-ubiquinone oxidoreductase. The record is from RefSeq and is a predicted model, not a curated record. Gene Ontology annotation, molecular function: 4 iron, 4 sulfur cluster binding; quinone binding; NADH dehydrogenase (ubiquinone) activity. Bases 1 to 738 code for a protein of 245 amino acids. The transcript is spliced from 3 exons. NCBI's taxonomy places the organism in Eukaryota, Fungi, Ascomycota, Dothideomycetes, Mycosphaerellales, Mycosphaerellaceae. Gene Ontology annotation, biological process: electron transport coupled proton transport; mitochondrial respiratory chain complex I assembly; aerobic respiration.